This is a messenger RNA of Trichomonas vaginalis G3, 297 nucleotides long. RefSeq lists its product as uncharacterized. The coding region runs from base 1 to 297 and encodes 98 amino acids. The transcript has a single exon. The record is from RefSeq and is a predicted model, not a curated record. Lineage: Eukaryota; Parabasalia; Trichomonadida; Trichomonadidae.
AUGGAUUUGGUCCAUUUUCCAAAGGAGUUGCAAAUUCGUACUUCAUCAGAAGAUGCAUUUAUACAGAACUCUAUCCACAAGGAGGUAUUAGAUUCCUUGAUACAACCGAUAACAUGCGUAUUUUCAUUAAUGACACUACUUUCCGAUCAUGUUAUACGAAAUAUGAAGGACUUAGUGGUGGCUCAUUCUAUUGGCGAGCUCGAGGGAGUGUCAUCCAAUGUCGAAAUUGCUAUUACAAAUCUUGGUGUUCUGGCUCUGGUCAAGCAUACGGAACUACCGUUUCCUUUAACGGAUUAA